Molecule: messenger RNA, 7722 nt
Organism: Mirounga angustirostris (Northern elephant seal)
Lineage: Eukaryota; Metazoa; Chordata; Mammalia; Carnivora; Phocidae
Gene: CCIN
Product: calicin
Exons: 1
Coding region: 4473-6239 (588 amino acids)
Molecular function (GO): protein binding
Source: RefSeq, a predicted model, not a curated record
CAGCUGCGUUUUGAUCCGUGUGACCUACCCUCACACGGCUGACUGGACUGAAGUGGACAUGUGAUCCAAGGGCAGCCAAUCCCUGGGCUGGCCAUGGACCAGGAAUUUGAGCUAAGAAAUGAGCGGAGCGUUUGCCAGUGGAACUAAAAAAAUUAGGAUGCCAUGAGUCUGGGUUAGGGCCGUGGCCAGCCAGAACUAUAUGCAAGCCAACUUGCCAGUUGAAAAUAAGUGGAAGUGAGAAAGCCAGUGUUAGAGGAACAAAAGAGGUGGCGCUCCUGAGCUUUCCAGCUCUGGGCCCAAUCCGCGUAUCGUUAAAACAUACCCCUCGUCUUCAGGGCUUCCCAGCAAAAGGAUAUGUCAACUGAUGUUCCCCAGAAGGUUGGAAUAUGAGGGUCCCCUCCCCGAGGGAGUCUUCUUAAGCCAAAAAUGCUGAGCUGGGCCGGGAGUGGAGGGUGGGUGGAAUAAAAAGACUGGGCUGAGGCCACACCUGGGCAGCCACCAUGAGCAACAGGGACUGAAUGAUCAGUCAGUGGACUUCCUGGUGGCUCCUGGCGAGACCUUGCGCGAAAUACACAUACACAACCAGGGGGUGGACACUGGCCUGCAGCCAAGCUCGUGAGGCUGGCAUCUGUUUCCUCAGUUGGCUGGAGAAAGAUAAAAGCUGACCAGAAGAGCUUUCUAGGCUGAAGAAAAGCCAGGCAACAAAGCUGGCUGAGCAGGUGGGCACUAAUUUUACUUCUUCAAUGGAUUUCUUUUUUUUUUUUUUUUAAAGAUUUUUAUUUAUUUAUUCUUGAGCGACAGAGAGAGAGAGAGGCAGAGGGAGAAGCAGGCUCCCAAGGAACAGAGAGCCCGAUGAGGGACUCGAUCCUAGGACCCUGGGAUCAUGACCUGAGCCGAAGGCAGAUGCUCAACCAUCUGAGCCACCCAGGCGCCCUCCUCAAUGGAUUUCUUAAAGACAGCAACUCCCACAGUUCAAUUAGAGCAGAGGACAAGCCAGACUGCCAGCUCUCCUUUGUAGCCAGAGAACCGAGGAAGGAAUCGGGGACCCCAGCUCCAAGCUCUAGCCCUGUGCUCUCAGAGUUGUGCUCCCUUCCCCACUCUGGGCUGCAGUCUGUCCAGCUGUACAAGGUCUGGCACAUGGAGUUAAGUCUACUGGACCUUCUCAGGUCCGUGACACCCCCUAUGCCCAACUUUCUCAACUGGAGAGACCUUCCUGCCCUGGUGGUCUGGCCUUGAAACAAAAGCAAAGGGGCCCAGCCUACUCCACCAAAGUGCCCCAGGACGUGGGGGCCAAGGGGCAGAUGCAACAACAGGCCUGACCCCACCCAUGCUCUACUCUUGGUUGGAAUGCCCCAGGAGGUGAGGUCGGCCAGCCUCUCGCCAGGGCAGGCCUAGAUGCCAAUAGGAAUGAAAAAGUGUCUGGUAUCAACACCAAGAGGUCUCACCUGUGCCUAAAUUGCUGCCACCCCUUGCGAGAUCAGGGCUGGCGAAGCCUUGAGAGCUCAGUUAAUCUCACGUGGAGAAAACGGGAGAACCCACCCAGACCACACAGCUAGUCUGGUGCAGAGGCUGAAAUCUAAGCCUUUUUAUGGGGAAAACAGAAGUUCUUAGCUUUGUGCAGAGAUCCGUCAAGAGACUGAGGGCCUCUAUACCAUUCAGGAAUCAAGGUGAACAGAUUCAGCAUUAAAACGUAAGUACUUUGGGGCACCUGGGUGGCUCAGUGGUUAGGCGUCUGCCUUCCGCUCCGCUCAUGGUUCCAGGGUCCUAGGAUCGAGCCCCACAUCGGCCUCCCUGCUCUUCGGGAAGCCUGCUUCUCCCUCUCCCACUCCCCCUGAUUGUGUUCCUUCUCUUGCUGUGUCUCUCUCUGUCAAAUAAAUAAAUAAUAUCUUUUUUUUUGAAAGAUAUUAUUUAUUUAUUUGAGAGAGAGAGCAUGAGAGGGGUGAGGGUCAGAGGGAGGAGCAGACUCACUGCUAAGCAGGGAGCCCCAUGCGGGACUCGAUCCGGGACUCCAGGAUCAUGACCUGAGCCGAAGGCAGUCGCUUAACCAACUGAGCCACCCCAAAACAAAAAACGUUAAGUGCUUUUGAAGUUGUCAAGUUGCCAAAUCCCAAAGAAAAAGCCAGGUCGGAAAUGGAAGAAUGAGGUACAGAGACGCUGAACGAUCACCUGACUAAGCCAGGGAAGGAAAGAGCAGGCGGGCUCCCAUUCCCCAAGCGUCAGGCGCCACUCUUCCUUGUAGGGGCGCUAAGGACGACCUAAGGGUCAGGGGUGGCGCUUGGGGCCCAGGUCCUCUCGGAACCACGUGGCCAUCGCCGCAAAGGCCUUCGAGUUGAGCCCCUUGCCGGGAGCCCCCCAAGGCUGGUCCGGGGUGGGGCCCCUGGGCUCUCCCACUCUCGGCAGAAGCCGUCCGCCCUCCGUGGGGGCUCCGGCUGACCCUUAGCCCUUCCUCGGCACGGGCACUCCCGGAAGCCCACGCCCGCGCGGGGGCGGCGGAAUCUGCGGGCACCCCACCCGGCGGGGGGCCCGGGGUGACGCCCCGAGUCAGAGUCGGCUUGUCUGCCGGGCUCCGCACCCCACCUGUAAAGCGGGCACAGGCGGCUUUUUGGUGAACGUGGGAGGCCCUGCCACGGGCGUUCCAGUCGCCGCGGGCGGCCGGACGCGAGGGAGCCCUGCGGCCAGGGGGCCGGGAGGCUGGGAGGGGGCGCUGCUGUCCCCGCGGGGAGGGGCUGCGGCGGGCGAGCGCAGGGGGCGGGCCGCCGGGGCCUGCGAGCCCGAGAUGGCUCUCCGCCUCCACCGCGUGGCCGGACGAGGCUGGCGGAGCCCGCCCAAACGGGGCGCGGGAUUCCGGAGGGAUUCCAGACUCCCCCCCACCCCCAAACACCAACCAGACGACACGACAGGUAUUUACGUAUAAAGGGAGCAGCCAAGGACACCGGCGCUGGGUGAACUAAGAUGGUAUCAAUAAAGUAACGGCAGCUAACAUUUACUGAACGUUUACUACAAGCCAAACAUUGUUACUUAACGCGCUCUCAUCACUAUCUCAUUUAAAUUCUUAAUAAUCUUCUAAGCGGGUACUAUUACUCCCAUGUCACAGAUGAGGAAACUGAGGUUUAGAGAGUCUGAGCCACUUGUCCAAGUCGACGUUUGAUGGAGAGAGCUGACCCACCACAGCCCCCAAAGUUGCAUGACCACAGAUUUGAAAAUGUGGACAGGGUGCCUGGGUGGCUCAGUCGUUAAGCGUCUGCCUUUGGCUCAGGUCAUGAUCCCAGUGUCCGGGGAUCGAGUCCCACAUCGGGCUCCCUGCUUGGCAGGAAGCCUGCUUCUCCCUCUCCCACUCCCCCUGCUUGUGUUCCUGCUCUAGCUAUCUCUCUCUGUCAAAUAAAUAAAUAAAAUCUUUAAAAAAAAAAAAAAGAAAGAAAAUGUGGACAGAAGGUCCCAGUUUGCUGUGGAACUGAAAUCAUCAGGGCUUCAGAGGUGCUCCCACCCCCUGUGUGUGGCUCACUCCUCUAUCCCUACUCAGCCAGUGGCCUCCACACCUCCCUCUAUUUUAUUUUAUUUUUUUAAAGAUUUUAUUUAUUUAUUUGAGAGAGAGAAUGAGAGAGAGCACAUGAGAGGGGUUAGGGUCAGAGGGAGAAGCAGACUCCCCGUGGAGCAGGGAGCCCGUUGAGGGACUCGAUCCAGGGACUCCAGGAUCAUGACCUGAGCCGAAAGCAGUCGCUUAACCAACUGAGCCACCCAGGCGCCCAUCUCCUUCUAUUUUAAAGAAGAAUGGUGUCCAUGGCUACAGAGUUCAGAAGGCAAAGGACAGAGCCUGAAAUUCUUCUCUGAUGGCCAGGAGCCUUGGCAGAGAAAGGUACCUAGAGGCCUGAGAAUCAGAGACUGGGGAGAGUUAGGUAGUUAGGAGCUUCCUGGAAAGAUGAAGAGUACUGAGUUAUAGAAGGCUUGGCUUCCAUGCCCUGGUCUGAUUCCAACCUGCUGUGUGAUCUUGGGCAAGUUCCUUCUCUUCUCUGGGCUUGUUUCCCUCCUGUACAUGGAAGGAUCCUUCUAGAUCCAAAAAUCUCUUAUCUUCCCCCACCUUCCCCUUUUCCCUUCCUAUACCACCCCCACCCAGACUGGCUCCGACAUUCCAAAAAUAGCCUUGAACUGAGUUUUAAAAGCGCCAGGUAAGAGCUGCAACCCAUCUCUGAGAUUCUCCUGAGCUCUGGGCCCAGGGCUUUAAAUCCUGGCAGGGUAUCUAGCCUUGGCAGGUUGGAGCCAUCAGAGGGGAGAAAGGUCCUGUGCCUCUGAGAAAGGCCUCAGGGGCUGGCAUUGUGAUGACCUCAUCCAUUCUAUGACAUCACCCUCUCUCCCAGCCCCCCUCCUCCCUGAUCAACUACUCUGCAAACAACCAUCAAUCUGAAUCCCAAAGGCCUGAGAACGUCUGUUCUCCAGUACCUGCUGCUGAUCUUCUGCCUCAGCCAGCAAGAAGCACCAUGAAACUGGAAUUCACGGAGAAAAACUACAACAGCUUUGUGCUGCAGAACCUGAACAAACAGAGGAAACGCAAAGAGUACUGGGACAUGGCCCUGACUGUGGACCACCAUGUUUUCUUUGCACAUCGCAACGUGCUGGCUGCUGUCUCCCCACUGGUGAAGAGCCUCAUCUCCAGCAAUGACAUGAAGACCACCGAUGAGCUCUUCAUCACCAUUGACCCCAACUACCUGAGUCCGGCCACGGUGGACCAGCUCCUGGACUACUUCUACAGUGGCAAGGUGGUGAUCUCGGAGCAGAACGUGGAGGAGCUCCUUCGCGGGGCCCAGUAUUUCAACACACCACGCCUUCGAAUCCACUGUAACGACUUCCUGAUUAAGUCCAUCCGCCGUGCAAACUGCUUGCGCUACCUCUUCUUGGCUGAGUUGUUUGAGCUCAAAGAGGUAUCAGACUUGGCCUACUCUGGCAUUCGUGACAACUUCCACUACUGGGCCAGUCCUGAGGGCUGUAUGCACUUCAUGCGCUGUCCACCUGUCAUCUUUGGCCGCCUGCUCCGAGAUGAAAACUUGCAUGUGCUCAAUGAGGACCAGGCUCUCAGCGCACUCAUCAAUUGGGUGUACUUCCGGAAGGAUGAGCGGGAGAAGUAUUUCAAGAAGUUCUUCAACUACAUCAAUCUUAAUGCCGUCUCCAACAAGACACUGAUGUUUGCCAGCAACAAGUUGAUGAGCAUGGAGAACAGCUCAGCCCAUGCAACCCUGAUUGAGAGUGUCCUCAUGGACCGAAAGCAGGAGAGGCCAUCCAGCCUGUUGAGCUACCAGCGGAAAGGGGCCCUGCUUGAUUCGGUGGUCAUCCUGGGUGGCCAAAAGGCCCAUGGCAAGUUCAAUGAUGGAGUGUUUGCCUACAUCAUCCAGGAGAACCUGUGGCUGAAGCUGUCAGAGAUGCCCUAUCGGGCGGCAGCACUUAGUGCCACCUCUGCUGGUCGCUACAUCUACAUCUCUGGUGGUACCACUGAGCAGAUUUCUGGGCUGAAGACAGCUUGGCGGUAUGACAUGGAUGACAACUCCUGGACCAAGUUGCCAGACCUGCCGAUUGGGCUUGUCUUCCACACCAUGGUGACCUGCGGGGGGACAGUGUACUCAGUGGGUGGGAGCAUUGCUCCAAGGCGGUAUGUCUCCAACAUCUAUCGCUAUGAUGAGCGCAAGGAGGCCUGGUGCCUGGCAGGGAAGAUGAGCAUCCCUAUGGAUGGCACAGCCGUGAUCACCAAGGGUGACCGGAAUCUGUACAUUGUCACGGGGCGGUGCUUGGUGAAAGGCUAUAUUUCCCGGGUUGGAGUGGUGGACUGCUUUGACACCAACACUGGGGAUGUGGUCCAGUGUAUCACCUUCCCCAUUGAGUUCAACCACCGGCCCCUGCUCUCUUUCCAGCAGGACAACAUCCUCUGUGUACACAGCCACCGGCAGAGUGUGGAAAUCAACCUGCAGAAGAUAAAGGCCAACAAGACAACCACCUCGGUGCCUCUCUUGCCCAACAACUGCCCCUUAGAUGUGUCCCAUGCUAUAUGCUCCAUUGGAGACAGCAGAGUGUUUGUAUGUGGGGGCGUCACCACAGCCAGCGAUGUCCAGACAAAGGACUACACCAUCAACCCAAAUGCCUACUUGUUGGACCAAAAGACAGGCGAGUGGAAGACCCUGGCCCCCCCACCGGAGGCACUGGACUGUCCUGCCUGCUGUCUAGCCAAGCUACCUUGCAAGAUUCUUCAAAGGAUUUAAACAACUUUUUCAGUGGGAGAAUAAGUAAAUGCAUUAUUAUUCACAAUUUAAUGAGAGAGAGAGGAAGAUGGCCUGUUGGUUCCUUCUUAGUGUUCCAGUCUGUUUGGCCCUGACAGUGGAGAUCCUGGGCUAGGGCUGCUCCCAGUGGGUGGAAAUUCAGGGCGACUCUGUCAUUGGAGGGAUCCAAGCUGAGGCUGGAAUGGAGUCCCUGAUGGGUGGGACUGAAGCAUCUCCUGGGCACUGGCCAAGGUGGUGUCUGGAAAGCCCCCAUUCUAUCCCCUAUAGUUCUCUCGCCGGCAUCUGCUAGAUGGACAGAUAAAGUGUUUGCUUAGAGUUAUGAAGCCUCAGGCUCCUCCAACACUCACUGCCCUCGAGUCUGUCCAGGAGGGCAGGGGAGGGCCAAUCCCAGGUUUGGGACAGGAGGCUCAUGGGCUGGGCUGGGGGGUGGGGGUGGAGAAAAUGAUGUGGGAAAGGCUCAGGGAGGGGGAUAGCCGGAACCGAGCAGGCAGGGUCACUUGGCUGUUGUAUUUGCCCACACAGCUGUGGUGUGUUGAGUCUUAUUUGUGGGGAAGUUGUGGGGUUACUUACAACUGUUUUCAGUAAGCAAAGUACAUCAGGAACUUUCUCGAGGAAUACAGGGCCUGAGGGACUGGGAGUGAAAGAGAGAUCAGUAAAGGGAGAAAAAAAGAAGUCUAUGCAGUAGUCCCCCCUUAUCUGUGGUUUUACUUCCUGUGGUCAGCUGUUGUCCAGAAGCAGACGAUCCUGCUUUGGACGAAUCCGCGGAAGGUCGGUCUUAGCCCUACACUAUGUCACAACGCCCCCGUCAUUCCCCUCCCCUCAUCUCUUCACAUAGGCAGGUUAGCAUCUCACAUCGUUACAAGAAGGGGGAGUACAGCACAAUGAGAUGUUUUGAGAGAGCGGGAGAGGCCACAUUCACAUGACUUUAUUACAGUAAAUUGUUAAAUUUGUUCUAUUUUUCAUUAUUGUUAUUAUUCUCUCACUGUGCCUAAUUUGUAAAUUAAACUUUAUCAUAGGUGUGUGUGUACAGGAAAAAACCUAGUAUAUAGAGAGAGGGUCUGGCACUACCUGCAGUUUCAGGCAGCGACUAGGGGUCUUGGAACGGAUCCCCUGCAGAUAAGGGGGGACUACUGUAUCUCUGCUGGGAAGAACCUUGGAGAUGAGGUGAGAGGACAGGAUGGUGUCGUAGCUGGGAGCAUGGCCACUGGGGCUUAAAACCAGUUCCACCACCUGCUGGGUAAUCCUGGCCAAACUACUUCAGGUCUCUGUGCCUUUGUUUCCUUAUCUGCAAAAGAGAGAGAGCAAGAGUGCCUACCUCCUAGGGUGAUGUGAAGCUUAAAUGAGUUAAUACGUGCAGCAUACCUAGGACGGUUCCUGGCAUUAUUACGGUGCUACAGGAGAACAUUUUUUUUUAAAGGAAAAAAAAGAAAAGAGUGUGGCAAGGGUCCAGGUUCUUGAGCCUUUA